CUGGUUUUGUUUACGCGGCUUAUUAUCCAACACAUUUUCCAAUGUUUUACGGCAAGACUUUAGUAAAUAAUUUCUACAAAUAUAAGAGAAAAGUAUGGCAGAAUGUGUGCCCUAUCAUUAAGCGCUGCAAUGCCACCUGCCACCCACCCAAAAUUCUCUUCUUUGGCACCGACAACUUUUCCCUGCCCAGCUUGCAGGCGCUGCAUAAAAAUUGCAGUGACCGCCUGGGUGUGGUGACCUCCUUCAAGAGUCCCGCCAACUGCGUGAGGAGCUAUGCAGAGCGAGAGAAAUUGCCGCUUCAGAAAUGGCCCAUAGAUGCCUCUGUAUGUUCCAAUUACGACCUGGGAGUUGUGGUCUCCUUUGGUCACCUCAUACCUGCUAACAUUAUUAAUGGAUUCUCCGCGGGAAUGAUCAAUGUUCAUGCCAGUCUCUUGCCUCGAUGGAGAGGAGCUGCUCCCAUUAUCUAUGCCAUAAUGAAGGGUGAUGCCAGCACUGGGGUUUCUAUUAUGAAAAUUGAACCACAUCGGUUUGAUAUUGGUGCUGUGCUAGCUCAGCAGGAGGUUCCCAUUAAACCUGACGUUUUCAUGCCAGAGUUGCAUUCUUCUUUAGCUUUAUUAGGAGCUGAUUUACUGGUGGAUACUGUCAACAACUUGUCUCAAAGACUAAGAGAAGCUAGGCCCCAGGAUAAUACAGCUGCCAGUUAUGCUCCCAAAAUAACAACCAAAAUCACAGAGAUAAACUGGUCUAAGCUCUCUGCCUCUGAUAUAUACCGCCUGCAUAGAGCCCUAUAUGGUUACAAACCCCUUACCACAAGUUUUCUGGACAAGCAAGUACAGCUUCUGGAAAUCCGGCUACCUGACAGCCCCUUGCCCAUCCUACAACCCGGUCAUUUUAGCUUCCAACGCAAGCGGAAAUCUCUCUUGAUAGGCUGCGACCAGGAGAGUCAGUUGGAAGUUGUACAAUUACGCGUGGAAGGUAGAAAACCCAUGAGUGCCCAGGACUUUAACAAUGGAUUCCUGAAGCAAGCCAAGUCCUUGCAAUUCACAAAUAGUAAAAUAGUGGCAUGUUGAUAACAAAAUGGUAGUUUUAA
Messenger RNA from Drosophila kikkawai, 1090 nucleotides. Its product is annotated as methionyl-tRNA formyltransferase, mitochondrial. The record is from RefSeq and is a predicted model, not a curated record. Gene Ontology annotation, cellular component: mitochondrion. Lineage: Eukaryota; Metazoa; Arthropoda; Insecta; Diptera; Drosophilidae. Gene Ontology annotation, biological process: biosynthetic process; conversion of methionyl-tRNA to N-formyl-methionyl-tRNA. Gene Ontology annotation, molecular function: methionyl-tRNA formyltransferase activity.